CUUAGUGUAGAGGUUAAUUUGAAGAACGCGAAACCAACACGAUUCAUCAUUGUCCCUGCAUCCACAUCACGUCCCUUUCACACUUCAACUCAGCCUCCAGCCUCCCCGCUAAUGGAAUACUGCGCUCCGAACGACUAAAGCCCGUUCUCAGCGUCAUCAGCCCUAAUUAGUAUCCCCAUCAAUUCGGUUAUCUGGCUCUUUUUCGCAUAUAUUGUCGUUUAACACCCAUGCCUACCCCUAUCGUCGUGGUUUGACAAACUGUCCUCAAGCAUCGCAACCAUGGAGCCGCCUUCGAACUCCAAUUCUAGCAUCAAAUCGGCGAUCCCCUCACUCCCCGCCCCAGUUACCACACAACUCCAGGCCCCGCCAUCGCCGCGGACUCAUCGCGCCCUUCGACGCCUUCAAUCUGCGCACACUCUUGGAGCCCGCGCUCGCGAGCAAGGCACGCCCUCACUCAUCUCUCAGCAGCGCCACCGCGACACCCAGCGCAAUGCUUCACCUACAAGACCGUCACAAGCACCUCCUGCUGCUUCAGGCACACCCAGCUUCUCCCAGAAUAUCAAUCGCUCACCUCAGCGCGGGCGCGCUAAUAGCGAUGCCACCCCGCCACUUAUUCACCAGAUGAAUGUUGUCACAGCCAGCAAGCGUGCUGGGAGUAAGAAACCCGUAUUCUCGCAUGGCCAUCUGCCUCUUCAUCAGAUUAUCCGCGAAGGCCCAACGGAUGGUGAUUUCUUGGGCGCUUUGGAGAGCGCACGGUGGAAGGUUAUUGAUGAAGGUGUCAAGAGUGCUGAGGAUGGCAUGUCAACAUUGAGAAUAUACGUCUGGCUCGUCCUCCUGGACGCUCCUAUCCUGUCGACCGAUGACUACCUCGCCCUCAUCCACCGAGGAGCCUCUCCGGCUUACUCCAAGAUCCGCAACGACACUUUCCGCACACUUACGACCGACCCUCUCUUCCGCCGCCGUGUCAGCGAGGCUAGUCUGAUUCGCUUACUUAACGCCAUUGCAUGGAAGUUACACGAUGCGCGUGAGGAACAACGCCAAAGCCGCCCUAGUAGCAGCCGAGCUUCACUCCCUGGCGGUAGUAGCGUCUCCGGUCGUUCUCAGUCAGGCACGAGCACGUCAUCACCAACUGCUCGCAGUCGCGCGCGGGCCUUAACACUUACGACUGAGGGUUCUGAAUCCGGCGCAGGCGCUGCGACUCUAGAACCCGGCACCUACGUUCAGGGCAUGAACGUUCUGGCAGCACCAUUUCUUUACGCAGCUCGCAGCGAGGCGGAAGCAUUCGUUGCGUUCCACUCCCUGCUGACUCGAGAAUGCCCGGGGUAUAUUCGCGGUGCCAUGGACGGCGUUCAUCGUGGCCUUGCUCUGGUUGAUAAGGUCCUUGCCAUUGUUGAUCCCAAGCUAAGCAUGUACCUUACUGCGAAGGGUCUUUCGGCUGAGAUCUAUGCUUUCCCUUCCGUUUUGACGCUGUGUGCAUGUACACCACCGCUUCCCGAGGUUUUACGGCUUUGGGACUUCUUGUUCGCCUAUGGUCCUCAUCUCAAUAUCGUCUGCAUUGUCGCGCAGCUUACAAUUAUGCGGACUCAAAUUCUUCAGUCACCCAGCCCAAAUAAGGUCCUAAGAUCUUUCCCCCAGCUUAACGCUGAUCUCGUCAAAUCCGUCACCAUUGGCAUUAUCAAGAAGAUACCCGACGAUGUUUAUGCUGAGAUCGUUUCUCACGCUCUUUAAAUAUGGGGCAUCCUUUGUAUUUCUGGAUUGACUUACAAGCGCUGUGGCCACUCCGGGUGAUACAGGGGCACAACAUGACUGAGCAGGGGUCUGGUCGCGAAACUCCUAAACUGACGUGCAUACUGCCACGCAGAUGGAAAGUUUAUUUCGAACCACUCGUCCGUUACCCAGCCGCCUAUAAAGAUGUUUCAGGGUCUCGCAACAAACACACUAAUCCUGGCCGAUAUUGCCAAACUCAAUUGUAAACAACCGGCAAGCGGGAAAGGGCAUUGUACCCAAAAGUGGGUUUUGGUUUAUGUUUUUUAUGAUUAUUGAAACGCGUUAUGAUGGGACGAUGGAUGGUACUUUAAUGAUGCUCGGUAUGAGCUUGAGCGGGUUUCAACGGGUACUAGAGGGUUCCGACAGAGACGGAUGCUCUAGGAUGAAUGAAUGAAUAUACGAUUGAUUAUCUAUUGUCUAUUUACAUGUGACUCGUAUCAUAUUGCGAACUUACUGCAUCGUCCACGCAUGCCUGUUGGGUCAUAUUCGACCCUUUACCAAUCAAACUCAGCGCCGGCUUACAUGCAUAUGCUUUUCAUCAGACGACAUUCAAGCUUCUAGCUUCAUCAAGAAGAUCCGAGUGUAUAGCUUUUGUCUAUCAUCACUCAAGUAUGCCUGCCAUGGUUGGGAAGUUUUCGUAUCAUGGACGAACGACACGUCUUAACAGGAUUGCUAACUUGUUUCAACCCAAGUCUCCGGCGCAAUACCCCUCGUAUAGGCAGUGCCAUUGGACUCACGUUGCACCCAAGGCACGCAUAGGUACUUGAUUAGAGUCUUGCCAUAGGGGUCACGCUGAGAUCAACUCUAGUAGAGCAUGCAACUAACCAUAGCAAGAUCCAAACGGCGCGGGCCAAGCCGAGCAAGACUUAGCAGAAUCAGCCAAACAUUUGACACGCUUCGAGGGGGCUGAGAAACUUGUUGGCCCGUUCUGGGUUGGUCACUGAAGGCCCAUCCAGCACCCCCUAAUGAUUUAGUAUGAAGGGCAGCCAGCUUCUGCUCGGUGGAAGGCGUUGGCAAAGAAGGUUUGCAUGGCCGAGUAAUGGAAGAGGAUGCCUCCGAGAACUGCGGCAUGCCAGAGGUUAUGGCUUCCACCAACAUAGUCAAAGCAGCCAGGAAACCACCUUUCGGGGAUCUUACUGGCGUAAACAACGGCGCCCGUAAAGUACACGAGCAUCGACUUGGAGAUUGGCGAGUAGAAGUUGUACACGAAGUCGAGUCCGUGAGUCCACCCAAGCUGAACCAUAGGCAUAAACCCGGUCAAGGCAAGGCCAACAAAAAAAGCGACUCGCGCCCAUGCCAUGUCAGCACCAUUAAAGCGAGGAUGCCACGGGAGAAUGACGCCUCCAAUUCCGAGGAAAGCUGUUAAGCCCAUAUAGACGUAUCGACUGACAGGGUCGCAGUAGAAGGCUGUGUAUUCAGUCGUCAUGAUUGAGGCAGCAAUCAACAGAGAAAUGCCGGUAUAGUCCACGCAGGCAAAUAUUGAAAUGGCAUCGACAUCUGCAACAGCAUUCAUAGUGUGCCAAACCGUUGAGCAAACCAAAGUGAGGCAAGCCAUAACAAAAAAAACGCCCGCGACGAACACAUCGGACUUAGUACUGAGUGUAAAGUUGGCAGUAUUUGGGUAGAAAUAGAGCGCGAUCGCGAGGACCAAAAUAAGACCCAGUGCAUGGGACCAGAUGUUGACUAGCUCAUUGGAAAGAUUAAAGGCUGAGCGUACGCAUUCGAGUUUGGAUUCAGUGAAACGGUAACCCUUGUGGAUGUGAGGGUUGUUUCGCCAAGGUGAGGGGAGGUCAUCGUAGGAGAGGAGGCGCCCUUCCUUGGCCAGAACGAUAGCUUGUUGAAUGUGCUCCUCCAGUGAAAGAGCGGCUUGAAUGGCACGCUCGAUUCCUUCGUUGGCAACUCGGCGUCCCUCAUCCAUGAAAGCCUCGGCAGCGUUGGCGGCGUUUGCGAAGCCCUGCUCACGCAAUUUGUAGGCUCUAGUUUCGAAAUCAGAGAGCAUGCUUUCAAGUAAAUCGACUCCAACGUGAGCCUUCUCAUUCAGCGACUCGGCGGCCUCUAAGGUCUCCUUAUAUCUUGCCUCUAGAGUAUCGACCAUGAUAUGUAAACGGCGUCGUCCUGCACCAAGGACUUCCUCAGAAGCGUGGGAACAUCUCGAACGAACAGCCUGGAGUGUAGAGAAGGUACGGGAGAUGCUGGAGUCCUUACUCAAAUCAACAUAGUUCUCAAUAAAAUCAAGCCGACGCUCGAGUUCCGAGAGGAAAAGGUCGACUUUGAGAAGAAGACCCUCUUCGCCAUCCAUGAUAUGGCCAACAAUGGAUCGUCUCCUGGGAAUGAAGAAGGAGUGUCGUCGUCUUCGGGGUUCGACGUCAGGUCGAAUGUCGGAUCCGGAUGUACUUGCUAUAUUAUCCCCGUCCCGAGCCUUAUAGGCACAGGCUGUUGUGAUGGCGGUGGUAACGUCUGACAUGAUGGCAGCUGCGACUUGAGACGAAUAUUGUGGUGAUUAUGCCGCGACAAUUGGGCUAAGCUGAACCGGCAUGCGCUGUGACGCUGCAACGAUGGUGGCGACGAGUUAAACUCUCUGCAUCUGGUGAUGCUGGUAAACGGUGGAUGGUGUCGUUCGAACUUCUGUGCGACUUGGCUAACGUGAGGCUUUGUCGAGACCACGAGCAAAAAAUGAAGAGCACAAUUGGUUAUUAUUGAAUGAUUAGGAGUCUCGGAACAAGUUGGGCGCAGCAAAGAGAAGCACCCUUGCGGACCCUGCGGGUAUUUUACACGCGGGGACAACGAUUGCCGAGUCUGGUUGGCGGAAAUAGUCCUGUCCUGUUCCUAUUCUUGCUGAGUUGGAUAAGGAUCUGCGUGUAAGGAAGCAGCCAAGGCCUGGAAAUGGGGAAAUGAUGUGAUGUUGGGGAAUAUGAAGACUUAAAAGGAGAGUAUAGUUCGUGGGGAUAUGAAAAUACAAGCAAAGAAGGGUCAGAGGGCGAAGGAAUGAACAGAGCGAGACCGCAUGAUGAAUGAGAGGUUGAGAAAUUGGGCAGUCAAAUCAAAGAAAAAAGGACUGGAACAAUCCCAGUAGCUGAAAUGACGGUACCAGGGGCGGUCUUGGCGUCCUUGUUGGGUUACUAACGAACGCCACUUGAAAAACGAUUAGGUCGUUCAAACAAGGCAAAGACAUGGCAUACCGGUAGAAUCGGGAGACAAGUUCGGUCCCUUUCCAUGACCAGCAA
Messenger RNA from Fusarium odoratissimum NRRL 54006, 4991 nucleotides. RefSeq lists its product as uncharacterized. The coding region runs from base 280 to 1728 and encodes 482 amino acids. Gene Ontology annotation, cellular component: mitotic spindle pole body. The record is from RefSeq and is a predicted model, not a curated record. The transcript is spliced from 3 exons. Gene Ontology annotation, molecular function: GTPase activator activity. NCBI's taxonomy places the organism in Eukaryota, Fungi, Ascomycota, Sordariomycetes, Hypocreales, Nectriaceae. Gene Ontology annotation, biological process: activation of GTPase activity; negative regulation of septation initiation signaling.